Molecule: messenger RNA, 1064 nt
Organism: Abrus precatorius (Indian licorice)
Lineage: Eukaryota; Viridiplantae; Streptophyta; Magnoliopsida; Fabales; Fabaceae
Exons: 1
Coding region: 124-834 (236 amino acids)
Source: RefSeq, a predicted model, not a curated record
GUGGCAAUUAAGUAAUGCCACUCUCCAUAUAAAUAACCCAUUGACACUUAUUCUUAUCUCUAACCUUCUCAUAUCUUUGUAGGAUCCAACAUCAAUUCAAGCCAUUCAUUUUGUAACAUAGUAAUGGCUGCAGAACAAGUUUUGAGAUUGCUAGAUUCUUACUGGUUUGAGACCACAAUUCUCACCAACAAAACCCCUUCUAAUCCAAAUUCAAUCUCUCAAACCAAGGAGGAGGAAGUGCUUCCUCUUGAUACAAAGAUUCAACUAGUUCCAAGUCUUGAAGUUAGGUCCUACAGUGACCAGAACUUACCCUUCACAACAUGUGUUUUGUGUGAUUCACCAUCACCAAAUUCUGUUCUUACACCACAAAAGCUGAGGACAAUCCCAUCAGGGAGGGAAAUCAGAGAAUUCUCUAUGAGGACCAGUGAAAAGCAUGAAGAGGAAGAUACAAACAUCAAGAAAAAACAAAAGGGGUAUGGUCAUGGAAGAAGAACACACAAGAAAGAGAGAACCAGCAGGAGCUUAUCUGAGCUUGAGUUUAAGGAGCUAAAAGGGUUUAUGGAUUUGGGUUUUGUGUUUUCUGAGGAAGACAAAGAUUCAAGAUUGGUUUCUUUGAUACCUGGGUUGCAAAGACUUGGAAAAGAAGAUGAAGGGCAGGGUGAGCAAAGUAUGGUGUCUGAUAAGCCUUAUUUGUCUGAGGCUUGGGAAGUUUUGGACCAAAGGAGGAUGAGAAAUCCAUUGCUUAAUUGGAGGAUGCCUGCUAGGGGUAAUGAGAUUGACAUGAAACACAAUCUUAGGUUCUGGGCUCACACAGUUGCAUCAAUUGUACGAUAACAAAUACCAAAAAUAAAAAAUAUAAAUCAAAAGGUUAUAAAGUUUUCUCCUUCUUGUGGCAGUUCUAAGUGCAAACUUGUUCCAAGUCUUCAGCAAAUCAGUAAUUGUAAUUAUUAGAUUCUAGAUAUGAGAAUAAAUGUACAUAUAUUACAAGUUUUUCUUGUACUCAAUAUUUUUUUCCACACACACUCUCAAUCUCCCUGCAAAAUGUAAUAUAUGAAAACAGAUUU